Dermacentor silvarum is the source of this 896-nucleotide messenger RNA. Its product is annotated as splicing factor 3B subunit 4. The record is from RefSeq and is a predicted model, not a curated record. Bases 129 to 896 code for a protein of 255 amino acids. NCBI's taxonomy places the organism in Eukaryota, Metazoa, Arthropoda, Arachnida, Ixodida, Ixodidae. The transcript is spliced from 2 exons.
CCUUGCACGAUUCUCGGCCCGUUCGGCUUGGCUGAUGCCCCGAGACGGUCCUUCUUUCCUGGCCGAAAAGCAAAAGAACCGCGGUCUCGUGGGUGCCACCCGACAGUGCCGAGAGACGCCAUCACGCUAUGAGGACGGCUCUGUUGCUCUGCCUGCUCACCGCGGUGGACCGGCGCCAGAGCAGGGCGCACCAUCAACCCGCGCUGCCGCCGCCGCCGCCGCCGCCGCGCACUGACUGCCACCACCAGUACUGGCUGUACCAGCCAGCGUCCGCUGUGGGUGGCUUCCAGUACCCUCACUCGGGACACCAUGGCUACCACCAGCCUCACGGCUACCCAUACGCGCCCGGCUAUCAGCAGGGCUACCCCGACGGCCGCUACCCAGUCAUGCCACUGCCUCCACCCCCACCUCCACCGCCGCCCCCUCCGUCGCUGCCCUAUCCAGGACCCUGGGUCCCAUCAUACCCGAGGCAACCGGCACCGAAAAAUUUGGACCCAUUCCCGGGCAAAUUUCUUGGCAUGGGCACGGUGCGUUACCUGAACGGAGGACGCGACGUCGAGCUAGUCUGCGACCUACACGGAGAUCAGCUGGUUUCGAACGUGGUGUGGGUGAAGGCGACGCUUCCGCGGGGCCAGCCACCGGUCGCAUGGCGUCCUCCACUGCCCAGCUGCGGGCCGUGCUACUGCCCCGUGCAGUAUGGCUGUGUCUACCAGCCUCUGGACCUGGCCGACCGGAAAUUCUUCGCCGACUCGAGAGGACACCACGCCUCGCUGCACAUCUACGGGGUGUCGCCGGCAGACUACGGUGUCUACCGCUGCAGCGCUACCAGCUCGCCUACCGGGUCCGCUGCGGCCAACACCGAGACGGUCUACCAAAUCGUCCACUUCACCGGCUAG